Messenger RNA from Microsporum canis CBS 113480, 1245 nucleotides. RefSeq lists its product as uncharacterized. The transcript has a single exon. NCBI's taxonomy places the organism in Eukaryota, Fungi, Ascomycota, Eurotiomycetes, Onygenales, Arthrodermataceae. Gene Ontology annotation, molecular function: protein binding. The coding region runs from base 1 to 1245 and encodes 414 amino acids. The record is from RefSeq and is a predicted model, not a curated record.
AUGACACUCGGAGGAGCCUGGAGCCUGUUCCAUUAUCUUGAAGGCUUCCGUGGUGGUGGUCUUAGUCGCCAUGAUACCCGCGAUCGGGAUGAAGCUGAACUUCACAAUAUAGAGCACAGCCACUUCCACAACUUGCCUGCAGAACUACUUUGGAUCAUCCACGAGUUCCUGAAGCCUGAAGAUUCAUUUGCACUAUCACUCACUUGUGCUCGGUUCUAUUAUUCUGGCAUCCUUGAAGGUGUUCAACGUGACCUAAGGUCAACCAAGCUGGGGCAUUUUAUCACUCUGUGCAUGUUCGAAGGUGUCGGAGAGCUAAAAGAGUUCUGCUGCCGGGGGUGUCUCACUACCCAUCCCGCCUCAGAUUUCUCAAUGGAUGAGCUAGAAAAACGUCAUGCGGAGCGCUAUUGUCUGAGAACAAAAAAGGUCUUUAAGUUUACUGAUAGAGAGUACAGCUUUGCUGAUAUUAAACGGAUAAGGGAUGGAACACAAUCGGAAAGCAGCAAUACUCCAACACCUCAAGGAAACGCCUUCACAAAGUUAUUUUCUUCGCCUGAGAUGACGAUAGUAAGCAAGGUGCAACUAUUUCCUUACAACAAGCCGGUUUCCAAAGCUCAAUUUGAAGACCUAUGCAAGAAACUAAACUACGCUGUCUGUAAUCAUAUGAUGCUAGGUGACAAAUGUAUCACGGAUAUGUUCUUCCCCGAGUGCUUUCUUAAGGAAACCGGCAGCUCCCUUGAAGAGUUGCAGAAGUCGAGGCCGGAUAAACAAUUUCACAAGUGUAAGGAGUGCAACACGACGGUGGCUAUAACCGUUGGAUUAUGUCCUAGAGCUUGUUGCUAUGAGACUUGUUCCGCCAUCGUCAUGAGACGAGUCGGUAGGCUUCUUUCUCCUCUGGAGCCUGAAUGGAUAGCCCAGGCCACUUCUUCUGCUGGAACCCCUGCCGACCAUAAAUUAGCGAUAGAAGCAAACAAAUGGUACAAGAGACAUUGGGUGACAGAUGGGGGCCAUGGCGCUGAGAUAGAUUGUCCUCCGCUAAACGAUGAUGCCCUGUUUGCCCCCAUCACCCUACAUAGAUCUUCAUGGAUGGCGAGGCUGGGUGUAAAGGCUUGGUCGUUUGCAUGUUCGUGGGUCCCGGAAGACAUCCAUAGGAAAUAUGGCGAGAAAAAUGGCGAGAAACACGAGAUGAACUUCGCUGGUCGGUAUCGUAGGAUUAACAAGGCGUUGGGAUUCCCUAAAUCUGACUGA